UCUCGUCUGUCCGCCAUCCUUGUGGCUCUUUGCAGAAGGGCACGGAGAGGCCGAAACAAGGGUGCCUGGAGUAGCAACAACUUGGCACUUCAUCCUUCAAACAUGCUGUCCAGACUCGUCUUUGUCUCAGGCAGUGCCCUGAAAGGCAGUGGCCCCAUUGGAGCUGGCCUGGUGCAUGCGUCCCGCUCCCUGCAUACAUCGUCCCAGAGUCAGGCUCCAGUGCCUGCUCUGUCGGAGAAGGGAGGCAAAGUUCGCCAUGGCAUCAUCCCAGAGGAGCUGUUCCAGCUUCUGUACCCCAAAACUGGAGUCACAGGACCCUACAUGUUGGGCACUGGCCUCCUCCUCUACAUGCUUUCCAAGGAAAUCUACGUCAUUAACCACGAGACGUUUGCUGCCGCCUCCAUAACUGCCGUCAUCAUCUACGGUGUCAAGAAAUUCGGUCCGAGUGUUGCAGCUUUUGCUGACAAACUGAACGAGGACAAAGUGGCCAAGGCUCAGGAGGUGAAGGACCUCGCCAUGACCAGCCUGGCUCAGGCCAUCGAGGACGAGAAGAAGGAGCAGUGGAGAGCAGAGGGAAGAUCAAUGCUCUUUGACGCCAAGAGGAACAACGUGGCUAUGCUGUUGGAGACCAACUACAGAGAGAGGCUACACAUGGUGACCAAUGAGGUGAAGAGGCGCUUGGACUAUCAGAUCGCCCUGCAGAACCUCCACCGUCAGAUGGAGCAGGAUCACAUGGUCAACUGGGUGGAGAAGAGCGUCAUCAGCAGCAUCACUCCCCAGCAGGAGAAAGAGAGCAUCGCCAAAUGCAUCACAGACCUGAAGGCCCUGGCGAAGGCCACUCAGGCCAAAGCUGCAGUCUAAACUGUCGCUGCUCCAGAGACGGCUGCUCCAGACCUCAACGAGACGCCACUUUUCUUUACAUAAUAAACUAUUUCCUCUUAAGGAUUAUCUCUGUCAAUACUAUGGGUGUGUACAGUAUUUACACGUCAGCAGAUGGUAAAAUAAAUGGUUCUCUUAUUCAA
Molecule: messenger RNA, 1022 nt
Organism: Amphiprion ocellaris (clown anemonefish)
Lineage: Eukaryota; Metazoa; Chordata; Actinopteri; Pomacentridae
Gene: atp5pb
Product: ATP synthase peripheral stalk-membrane subunit b
Exons: 7
Coding region: 103-861 (252 amino acids)
Biological process (GO): proton motive force-driven ATP synthesis
Molecular function (GO): proton transmembrane transporter activity
Source: RefSeq, a predicted model, not a curated record